CCUCUACCCAAGUAAACAAGUUUAGAAUUCAAAAUAUGUUAAGUAUUUUAAAAUGGAAGCGAAAAAAUCCAAACUACGAUUCAACAUGAUAACCAGAUACACCAGAGAACAAAAACUCGUGGCCACCGUUUGGUACCACGAAAGAGUCUACACUGAUAUGUCAUAUAAACAGCUAGCUGCUAACUUCCGAAUAAGAUUCGAUCUAAAGUAUCCCACACUCAACACUCUACAACAAUGGGACAGGAAAUUAUUUAAAAAGGGACGCAUCUAUAAAAUGCACAAACCUAUAAAGAGGUUAAUGCAAGUACCGUAUGUUAAAGCUUCUUUUGUGAAGUUUCCGAAUAUAGCCAUUAAAACUAGGGCUAAUUUGCUGGGAAUUUCCUGGACUACUUUAAUAAGUAUUCUGAACAAUGAUAUAAGUCCAGAGGAAGUGGAAUUGUUGAAGAAAAAGGGCGAAGAAAGAGCCAAUAAGAAUUCUGGUGAUACAGAAUCGAUGAAAGUUGUUGAGAAAAAUUGUUCGAAAAAUGAUAGUGAUAAUAAUAUUAAUAUAGAAACGAUUUCUGAUUAAAAUUGUUCUAGAAUACAUUG
Psylliodes chrysocephalus is the source of this 588-nucleotide messenger RNA. NCBI's taxonomy places the organism in Eukaryota, Metazoa, Arthropoda, Insecta, Coleoptera, Chrysomelidae. The record is from the annotation of a GenBank genome assembly.